Messenger RNA from Cucurbitaria berberidis CBS 394.84, 1222 nucleotides. RefSeq names its product 5-nitroimidazole antibiotic resistance protein. Lineage: Eukaryota; Fungi; Ascomycota; Dothideomycetes; Pleosporales; Cucurbitariaceae. The coding region runs from base 148 to 936 and encodes 262 amino acids. The record is from RefSeq and is a predicted model, not a curated record. The transcript is spliced from 3 exons.
GACAGAGAAUCACGUGUGGUACAGUCAUUCGAAUACCCACAUUGAAGUUUAAAGAGAGAAGUGAAGCUCACAUGGCUUCAUACCAUCCUCUCCUAUACACCUCUUACAAUCUAUAGGAGUACUUGAAGGAGCAAAAGUACCAAAAAAAUGGCAUCACCUUCCUACCCCAAAACAGCCGUCAACAAGCUAGGCCGACUAGCGAAUCGAGGUGCCUAUGACUACACCACAGUCCACACAUUGAUCAACGAAUGUCCCAUUCUCCACGUCUCCUUCAACGAUCCUGAACACCCUUUUCCCGUCGUGCUCCCCAUGCUGGGAUGUACCGCCAACUACGAUGACCAGGAUGCGGAUCCGAAGACUACGGAGCAAGACGUGUAUAUCCACGGCUAUGUGUCUGGACGGAUAUUCAAGAGUGGGAAGAAUGCGGGGGAGGAGGGGUUACCUAUUACGAUAGCUGCAUCCUUCCUAGACGGCCUCGUCCUCUCCCUCACCCCCUUCCACAACUCAUGCAACUACCGCUCCGCCAUCCUCUACGGCCACGCCCACCCGGUAACCAACCCGGCCGAAGCCCUGUACGCCAUGCGCCGCAUAACAAACAACCUGCUCCCCUCGCGCUGGGAAAACUCGCGCACACCGCCCACCCAAGCCGAACUGUCGUCGACUUCCCUGCUCAAAGUCAAGAUUGCGUCGGCGAGUGCAAAGGUGAGGGUUGGUGGGCCCAGUGAGGACCGCGCGGAUUUGAAGGAUGGAGAGCUGGUGAAGGGGACGUGGACGGGUGUUGUGCCGUACUGGGGCACGUGGGGGGAGCCCGUGCCUGGGAGGGAGAAUGGGUGCGCGCAGGUCGAGACGUAUAUUGAGGAGUGGAGGGUUAGGGAGACGCAGGCCGCUAAGGUGUAUGCUUUUGAGGCGGUUGAGAUGGAGGGGAAGGGGAAGUGAGACGGAGAGAGGGGGGUGGAGUGGUGGCGGGAGUAGGUUUUUGCGAUGUUGGGGAGUAGAUCCAUAUAGAUGAGAGUGAUACCAGCAGUGUACAUCUGGAUCGAAUUCUUCAGUUUACCUAGAUUCUAUUUUCUAAUAAUGACUUGGCUAGUGCCAAAUUAGCUUGACCGGGAAAUUGUAGAUUCAGACCGGAUGUAUCCUCGGAUGACAAUUACACGUGUCACGGUCUUCUAGGUCGUCAUGUGAAGUUACUAAGAGGAGAGGAGAGAUGCUCACUAUAAAAGAA